AUGCAACAAUAUUCUUCUUCAUAUCAUAAUAAUGAUAGAAAUGAAGACAUAUUUAAUCACAAUCACCACACGAAUGCCAAUGAACAUCGAAGUAACACAUCAGAGGAUGUAAAACUACGACGAUCAAAUGUUGAUCACGAUACAAAUCCAAUAUUACAUCGAGCUUUGUCAACCGUUUCAGCGAAUCAGACACUUGUAGAUAAUCAACGAAAUGCUUUAGCAAAUAAUUAUCGUCGUACAUCAAUCAAUGAUGAAAUCGUUACGAUUGAUCAUAACGAUGCCGAAGCUUCAUUCAUUUUGCCAAAUUUAUAUGAAUUACCAGAAGAUAUUCGAGUUCGUGUUAUGGAUAGUCUUGUCGAUACACCAACGAUGGUUUCAUUGGAAGAAACAAAGCGGCUGAAUUGGUGGGUUAACAAGAAACUUCCUUGCCCAAAAUUAUAUCCAUUGGUAACGACUGGAGAUGGCAAUUGCUUAUUACACGCUACGUCACUUGCUAUGUGGGGUUUUCAUGAUCAUUCGUUGUCAAUGCGGAAAGCAUUGAAUGAAACAUUAAUCACCUCGAAGCCGAAUAGUUCUCUCUAUCGACGGUGGCGUUGGGCACAAUCAGUACAAAAUAAAAAAUACGGUCUUGUUUUUUCUGAACAAGAAUGGAGUGAAGAAUGGAAAAGUUUAUUACGAUUAUCGUCCGCUGAACCACGUACAUCGCAAACGAAAUCAUCCGAUUGCAAUCCUUCGAAUGACGAACUCGAUCUAUCGAAAUCGACUGAGAAUAAUAAUGGGAGUGCAAUUAAACCUCUAUCGCAAUCACCUCGACAAUAUUAUGAAAGUUUAGAAGAAUUUCAUGUUUAUGUGCUUGCGAAUAAUAUCCGUCGGCCAAUUGUUAUUUACUCAGAUACAAUCUUACGUACGAAUGACGGUGAAGCUAUUUCACCGAUCGAAUUCGGCGGAAUCUAUUUGCCACUAGAAAUUCCACCUGACAAAUGUCAUAAGCAACCAGUAUUCUUGGCAUUUGAUGCUGCUCAUUUCUCAGCGUUAGUGCCCAUGGAACAAAGUGUGAAAUCAAUGUCAAAAAUCACAUAUCGAAUACCAUUGAUCGAUAUUGAAACACUCGAUUUACUGCCCAUCCAUUUUCUCAUUGAUCCCGGUCUAAAUUUUCAAUGGCCUAUUGACGAAGAAUUAUCCGACGAUAAAAUUCAUCUUUAUCCAAAUUAUGAAGAGAGUCGAAUGGACGUUCUGGAAAAAUACUUAUAUCUUUCAAAAGAAUAUUCCUCGAUGAGCAAUCCCACUUCUCAGGCAUCAACAACGACGAUUAUGAGUACACAUGAGAAUCUACCGGCAACUGAGGAAAACGUAGACUCGUCUAAUGAAGUUACACCAACACCAACAAUUCCGAAUAAGAAGUUAUCUCGUUCGUCGUUCAAUUCUUUUUCGAAAAUUAUCCGUCGAACAUUCAUUCAUCCAUUUUCUUCCGCGAAACGAGCAUCGGUAAAAAACCAUCAAAGUCAAACCUCAACUUCCUCGAUUAUCAGCGAGAAUAUCAAUGAACGACGUAAAUCAUCACCACUGUUCAAUCGUCAUACACAAAUUCUUACAAUUAUCGUCACGAAUUUUCAACCUAAACAACCCAAAGCAUGUGACAAUAUGAUUAAAAACUAUAUCGACGCGUGUAUGAACGAAUACAAUCUCGAGAAAAACCAAAAACAGCUUGAUAAUGAAAAUGAUUAUGAUCUCGUAUCGAAAUCCAAUAAUCAUCAUUCAAACUGGACAGAUUCUUCGUUAUCGAAUUCUCCGCUCGUUGUCUAUCAUCGACAUUAUCCAUCAUCGUCCUCCAUCAAUCGAUAUCAGCAUAACGUUGCUCCAACAAAUGUCAAUGAGAAAUUAUUUGAAACAGGAAUUAAGCAUAAAUUACCACAAAUACCGUCAAAUUCCUCCAAUCGAUCGGUUGUCUUAACUCGAAUUGUACAAAAGAAUUCUGAUAUUGACGAUUCAGAAGACUCUCUACCGAUUGAAAAUGGUCAAUUUUCUACAAAUAUCAAUUAUGUUCAACGAAAAAGCAAUCCACCUUUCACACGAAAUAAGACUCACGAAUUGAUAUCAAACCUUUCCCAUUAUCCCGAAUCUCAGAUCAACGAUGUUUCAAAUAAAGCUCUUCCUAGUCAAAAAUUAAUCUCAUCUUCGUUGAAGCGCCAGCAAUCAUCAAGUUCUGAUAAAAAUUCAACUAAUCUUAACCUUAUCGACUAUACUCUCUCACCUUCGCCAACAACAACAUCAACAACAGUCACGAAUAUAAACAAACGUACUCAGCAAUUGAAUACUUCAUCAAAUCUUGUUCAUCAUAAACGUCUCUAA
This is a messenger RNA of Adineta ricciae, 2349 nucleotides long. Lineage: Eukaryota; Metazoa; Rotifera; Eurotatoria; Adinetida; Adinetidae. The record is from the annotation of a GenBank genome assembly.